GUCUUUGUUGUCGUUGGUACUGUGGCUUUUGGUUGUGUUGUAACGCAGAAGACGACCAUCUAGCCUGGCACCCCUUUCGCAGUAGCAAAAGCACUUUCUCAGCGGAGGAGAGUGAAUCUGCGACGGGGAAGGGGAGCACAGAUUCACGGACUUCAAUCAUGGCUACCGAAACGACAUCAUCCUGUACUGGAUCCAAUUUACUGCAGCCCAUAAGCGAGAUAAUCAAUCUUCCGCUCGACCAGGUGAACUUUGUGGUGUGCCAGCUGUUUGCCCUGCUCACAGCCUUGUGGUUCCGUCUCUAUCUCCACCCCAGUAAAGCCAGUCCUUUCAUCAGGCAUGUGGUGGCAACACUACUUGGCUUCUACCUGGCCCUCUUCUGCUUCGGCUGGUACGCCUUACACUUCCUGGUCCAGAGUGGCCUGACCUACAGUAUCAUGGUCUUUGCAGGGCUGGAGCACAUGCACAAGUUAUGCUUCAUAGUUGCUCUGGGUUACCUCAGCUUCUGUCAGAUAACCCGGGUCUAUGUCUUUGACUAUGGCAUGUACUCUGCAGACUUCACCGGGCCAAUGAUGGUCAUCACUCAGAAGAUCACCAGCUUGGCGUUUGAGAUACACGACGGCUUGGCAAGGAAGGAGGAACAGCUGACCCCCAGUCAGAGAAGCCUAGCUGUAAGGAAGAUGCCCAGUCUGCUGGAGUACCUGAGCUACAACUGUAACUUCAUGGGCAUCCUGGCCGGGCCCACCUGCUCCUACAACGACUACACGGCCUUCAUCGAGGGCACGGCCUACCAGCCUCGCCACCUGGAGGCCAACGGGACGGAGAACGGGAAGUACAAGCAUACGGAGCCCUCGCCCAAGAACGACGUGAUCUCCAAGCUGUGCACUUGUGCCAUCUCCCUGGCCGUCUUCCUGUCCGUGUCGAAGAUCUUUCCUGUGGAGCGCUCCAUCGACGACAAGUUCAUGACCUCUACCCCCUUCAUCCUCCAGGUCCUCUACCUGUACCUCUCCAUGCUGGCCACCCGGCCCAAGUACUACUUCAUUUGGACCCUGUCUGAUGCCAUCAACAACGCCGCAGGCUUCGGCUUCAAUGGCUACAACAAAGAUGGCACACCAAGAUGGGACCUGGUAUCCAAUUUGAGAAUACUGGACAUUGAGUUUGCCACCAGUUUCAAGAUGUUCCUCGACAACUGGAAUAUCCAGACGGCGCUUUGGCUCAAAAGGGUGUGCUAUGAGCGCUGUCCCAUCAACCCCACAGCGGCCACCUUCCUACUGUCGGCCAUGUGGCACGGAGUGUACCCCGGGUACUACCUCACCUUUCUCACGGGCAUUGGCAUGACCAUGGCAGCACGGACACUUAGACACAACAUCAAACCGUACUUCCUGGGUUCCACGACACACAAGAGCGUCUACGAUGUCAUCACGUGGGCAGGGACUCAGGUCGCCAUCUGCUACACGGUUGUGCCAUUCGUCCUAUUGGCCGUUGGGCCGUCACUCAAGUUCUACAGGUCAUGGUACUACUGCAUACACAUAGCAUGUCUGCUGCUGGUGUUAGCCCUUCCAGUGAAGCCAUGGCACCUCCGCGCCAAGGAGGAGCAACCACAGCAGAACAGCCUACAGGGGGGGUUGACCGGAGACCACAACAGCCACUCCAUCACAGACAACAACUGCAACCAGAAACACAAAGCCACAUGAGACCCGGGAGGAAGCCCCUCCACCUCACACCUUAGAGCUCAAACAACCGGCACAGAGAGAACCAAACUCUGUGCGAACACUGAGACAAAGUGCAGCGAUUCUUUGAGACCACAAAGAACCAAAAAAUUGACAGGAACACCGGAAUAACAGACAAUAACAAACUCCGUUUAACAACAACCCAUCAAACCUUCCAGUAGCGAGGAACGACAGCAAACCAUGCUUUGGAGAAAUUAGAAGAAUGGAUAGAGACAUAUCCGAGGGCCACUAAACGGCUAGGAUCUAAUGAGUGAUGCUAAAUGACAGAAUGCAAAGCUGACUGAAGUUUCCUUACCUCUGUGCAUUGUUAACAAGCUAGCGGCUAGGCUUGGUGCAGAUUCUGCAGGGUGAGAAAGGUUGUGUGGAGGGGGAGAGCUUGUGGCAUUGGGGAAAGGAAGGAGUUGCAGUUGGAUCUCGAGUGUAGAGGGCGCUAUACAGGCUAGUCAGACAUAGGUAUCGAGAGGAUUUUUGUCAGGGUAGGAAAACGAUGUAACCUCUACUAGGAAAAGAGAACUUUUUUGUCAGAUGCCAACUUCAAGCAGGCCUUAGGAUCCUCUAAACAUUGUUUGAUUACUGUCACCUUUCUUUUUGUAGCUGCUGCUUUUUUGGAGUGAUACUCGUUCUUUACAGAAGAUUCAUUCACGGUAAUUGAUUUUAAGGGCUUUUUUGACAGGGGGUUAAUUCUGUGUAGCUUCCUUGUUUUCCUACUGUGUCGGAUUACAAACUGUAGGUUUCCUCUUGGUUCAUAUGUCUUGCCUACUUCUGUAACAUCAGUUACAAGUUCAGUUCUGUUUAACUGGUUUGAAAUCCUCAUGUAGGCUUCUAGUUUUACUAUGAACUCAAGUGGAAAUCUCCAUCUAGAUUUGUUUUUUGAAUCCAUCGCCUCAAUGAAAUUGAACAUAACUGUGUUGUUUGACCUCAUCACUCGUGGACAGACUGACCAAAUGAUGCAAGAUUUUAGUUCCGGGUUAACCAAGAUUAUUUGGAUAUACUGUAUGAUGUAAUGUUUACUAUCACAAUACAAAUGGAGCUGAUUUUAGAUGAAUAUGAAUGACCUUUAGUAACACAGGUUGGGAAGAUAUGUAAUUGACAUUUAGGAAGCCUACUGUAUGUAACAUUUGUACGUGUGACAUCAUUGGAAAACAAAACAUAACAAUUCUUACGCUCCAAUCGUGAACCCUAACUUGUAUGCUCGCUUGUCUUGUGACCCUCUUUAAUAAACAAAACGACUAUUUCAAGCCAGAUCCCAGACAUGAGCCACAACCCAAGAGGUUCCCUCGUUCUAGUAAUGUGGAAAACUACUGGUGUACAAGAGUUCUAUCAGGUGGGGCGCGUUAAUUGUGUUGCAGAGGACACAGCCCAUGAGCAUAACCUACACGUCCUGAUUAAUGUUCCACAGUGCCCUGUUUCUGGAGAGGUAUGGCACAUUCCAUCUCAUACAGUACAGGCAGGCAUAGCCACAUCUUUUUGGACCACACACACCAUUCAUUAGCUGGUAAGAGUUGGAUAAGUACUGUAGUACAACCAAGAUGGGAGCCAAUGAACCAGUUUAGGGGUUUAUUUUGUGAUGAGUAACAACCAUGCAGCAGAUUUGAGUUUCCAAAUGUAAUCUUUCCCUAACGUGCAUACUGUACUCCUGCCAUAAAUGUGUGUGAUUUGUAAAUGUUCAUGUGGUCUAUAAGUGUAUUUGUAGUCGAGGUAUAAAUGCCCGAGGGGAAAGGUGUGCCAUCUUUACCAGCAAGUUGAUAAUUGCACUGCAUGGCCACCCAAAACUAGCCUGGUGAAACCAGAUGUAACACUACGCUCACCAUAGCUUGUGUAGUAUUCCGUCUGGUUUAACUAAGCUUCCCCAAACUAGCAGAUCAAUGCUAACUGCUCCAUAUGUCCAAAGUGCCAUGUGUGUGUGAAAGCAUAAUGGUUAUUUUUGUGUCAAGUAAGAAGAAACUUAUGGAAAGAUUUGUAUAAUGGUACUUAACUGAUUUAUGUCAAAGGGAAAUUAUUUUUUAAAUACUAAUACAGAGAUUUUAAACCAGA
This is a messenger RNA of Oncorhynchus keta (chum salmon), 3761 nucleotides long. RefSeq names its product membrane bound O-acyltransferase domain containing 2a (gene mboat2a). The coding region runs from base 159 to 1691 and encodes 510 amino acids. The transcript is spliced from 13 exons. The record is from RefSeq and is a predicted model, not a curated record. Gene Ontology annotation, molecular function: acyltransferase activity. NCBI's taxonomy places the organism in Eukaryota, Metazoa, Chordata, Actinopteri, Salmoniformes, Salmonidae. Gene Ontology annotation, cellular component: membrane. Gene Ontology annotation, biological process: lipid modification.